Molecule: messenger RNA, 1665 nt
Organism: Rotaria sp. Silwood2
Lineage: Eukaryota; Metazoa; Rotifera; Eurotatoria; Philodinida; Philodinidae
Source: the annotation of a GenBank genome assembly
AUGACAUCAACUGUUACUGAGAACGAACAAGUGUGGAAUAAUUUUUAUCUAUUUGCUCCAACGACAGAGACUAUCAAAGAAGAAAUCAUUGAAUUUCAAGGCAAAAUUCCAGAAUGGUUAAAAGGUACACUUUAUCGUAAUGGUGCAGGAGCAAAUGAAAUAAAUAAUGAUAUAACAACAUCGGUUAAACAUGCAUUUGAUGGUUUUGGUUUUAUUCAAAAAUAUAAUAUUGAUGGACCAUCACAAAUAGUUCAUUUUCGUGCUUCAUUUAUUAAAUCACGUGCAUAUAAAGAAGCACUAAAAAAUGGUCAUACGGUUGUACGACACUUUGGUACAGAUCCAAAUAAAUCAAUUUUUGGUCGAUUUCAAUCACUUUUUCGUAGUCGUGAUCCAACAACUUAUAAUGAUGAUUCUAGUGUUACGGUCCAAAUGGUACACAAUGAAUUAUUAGCACUUACGGAAACAGUAACAGGCAAUAUUCUUGAUCCGAAUACACUUGAAUCAUUAGGUCCACUUAUAUCCUUACCUUAUGCGCAAACAAUUGAUUCAGAAAUCAUGUCGAUACCGACAGCUCAUGUUAUGUAUGAUGAAAGACGUAAAAUGACAGUUGGUUAUAGCAUAAGAAUUACACGUAAAGGUCAUUGGCUUGACGUUAUCUUCAUAUCGGAUGAAGCAUCACAUAAAGAUAUAACAGAUGACGAUGUCGAUCAAUGGUUAACUGGUAAUGAUCGUUUUAUUCAUAUAACAAAUAAUAUAAGUGAACGUGCGAAAGAUUAUAAUCGUCAAAUGAGAUCAAGUACAAAACUAUAUCGUUUUCCAUUAGAAUAUGCAAGUUAUAUGCAUUCAGCAUCAAUUAGUGAAGAUUAUUUGAUUCUUACAGAAAUUCCAUUACAUUAUAAUACAUUUUAUGCUAUUUGGAGUUUAAUUAGUGGUGGUGCAGUAACCGAUAUGUUUAAAUGGCAUGGUGAGACAAUGCCAACUUAUUUUCGUGUUAUUAGUUUAGAUACAGGUGAACAAAUAGCACAUAUUGCUGGUCCAGCAUUUUUUGCAUUUCAUCAUAUUAAUUCUUAUCAAGUUAAAGAUAAUAAAAAGAAAAUUAUUGUUGAUAUUUGCGCUUUUGAUGAUUCAAAAUUUGUUAAUGAACUAUUUUUGGAUAAAUUACGUGAAAAUAUAUUUCCUUCAGGUGCCGGUUAUCUUCGAAGAUUUGAAUUAGACUUAGAUGCAAAUAUAUGUAUUGAACCAAAUACAAAUGCACGAGAACCAAAAGGAAGUCAUUGUUAUAGUUAUGCACAUAGUCUUGUGCCAGUUCAGUUUGAAUUACCACGUAUUAAUCCAAAAUUUAUUGGUAAAUCAUAUCGAUAUACAUAUGCUUUACGUGCACCACCUGGUCGAUUGUUCGAUGCAUUAAUUAAAUUAGAUGUUCAAUCAAAAGAACAAGUAGGUUUAUGGGAAGAAGCAUGUACAUCACCAAGUGAACCGAUUUUUGUUCCAAGGCCAGAUGCUAAUCAUGAUCAAGAAGAUGAUGGAGUUGUUUUAUCGGUUAUUUUAGAUCAACAAGCUAAAAAAUCAUUUCUACUUGUACUUGAUGGCAUUACAUUUAAAGAACUUGCUCGUGCUCAUCUUCCCAUACAUAUUCCUCUAUCAUUUCAUGGCAAUUUUUAUUAA